AGAUUUUGCGAGUUCCGAGUUGUUUGAAUACGGCAUUAGUUUCAGGCCUCAGCAUUAUCAUCAAUCUUUUCUACAGGCAAGUCUGUGACGCGUGUGUGCUGUGACGGGUCUGUGAGAUCAACAACAAGGAAAUAGCUGUGUAAACGAAACAGUAAUAUCAAGGCAAGGGGCUCAGACUGUGUUGGUUCUCAGGAACAACUGACUGUAUUAAACUUCCCAUGGCGCCAACAAAUCUACAGAAAGCUAUAGCUGUAGCACAGAAAGCCUCCCAGGAGGACCAGACUGGGAACUACCAGGAGGCUAUCAAAUCUUACCAACACGCUGUGAAGUACUUCCUGCACAUUGUAAAAUGUCAACCACAGGGUAAAGAGGGCAACCAGAAGAUCAGGGACAAGUGCACACUGUACCUGGACAGAGUGGAAGAACUACAGGAGUAUCUAGAAAAGAAAGAGAAAGCCAUAGAUCUGGCCAGCAAGGCGGCCCAGGAGGAUAAAGCUCAGAACUACGACAAGGCCCUGCGUCUAUACCAACACGCUGUUCAGUACUUCCUACACGUAGUAAAAUAUGAAGCCCAGGGUGACAUGGCCAAACAGAGCAUCAGGGCCAAGUGUGCUGAGUACCUUGACAGAGCAGAGACGCUCAAAGAAUACCUGAAGAAGAAAGAGAAGGCUCCUCCCACCAAGCCUGUGAAGGAGUCCCAAGCUGACGACAAAGGGAAUGAGAGCGAUGAAGGAGACGACCCAGAAAAAAAGAAGUUUCAGAACCAACUUUCAGGUGCCAUCGUUAUGGAAAAGCCAAACAUCAAGUGGAAUGAUGUUGCCGGGUUAGAGGGAGCCAAGGAGGCCCUGAAAGAAGCUGUUAUUUUGCCAAUUAAAUUCCCACAUCUUUUCACAGGUAAAAGAACGCCAUGGAGGGGGAUCCUGCUCUUUGGUCCUCCUGGUACAGGAAAGUCCUACCUGGCUAAAGCUGUGGCCACAGAGGCAAACAACUCCACCUUCUUCUCCAUCUCCUCCUCUGACCUGGUAUCCAAGUGGCUGGGAGAGAGUGAAAAGUUGGUAAAGAACUUGUUCACCCUUGCACGGGAGCACAAACCCUCCAUCAUCUUCAUAGAUGAGAUAGACUCACUGUGCGGCUCCAGGAGUGAGAACGAGAGUGAGGCAGCUCGCCGCAUCAAGACAGAGUUUCUGGUUCAGAUGCAGGGGGUGGGGAAUGACAACGAUGGGGUACUGGUGCUAGGGGCCACCAACAUUCCAUGGACGUUGGACUCUGCCAUCAGAAGACGGUUUGAGAAGAGGAUCUACAUCCCCCUGCCAGAGGAACACGCCCGCACCUUCAUGUUCAAGCUCCACCUGGGCGCCACCCCCACCAGCCUCAACGACUCUGACUUUGUCACCCUGGGAAAGAAGACAGGCGGGUACUCGGGGGCUGACGUCAGCGUCAUCGUCAGAGACGCACUUAUGCAGCCCGUCAGGAAAGUUCAAUCAGCCACUCACUUCAAACGGGUACGAGGGCAAUCGAGAGACAACCCCAACAUCCUGGUAGAUGACCUUUUGACCCCGUGCUCCCCGGGAGACCCGAACAGCAUCGAGAUGACAUGGAUGGAAGUACCUGGGGAAAAGCUAUGUGAGCCAGUCGUUUGUAUGUCUGACAUGCUGAGGUCCCUGUCCAGCACGAAGCCAACUGUCAACGAUCAGGAUUUGGACAAACUGAGAAAAUUCACAGAGGACUUUGGACAGGAGGGCUAAACAGGGCAUUUUUUUUUACCAAAGCAAAUAUUAGGAUUGUAUUAAAGUGUUCCUUCUCGCCACUCUCCCCUUCAGGCUCUGUUGGCUCAUCAGAAGUGUGCCACAUGACUGCUCUACUCAUAGAAAUAUAAUUACUAGAACGGACAUCCCCAUUUAAGUCAAAUCUAUUUCUAUGGCUCUACUGAGCUUGUCUAUUGGCCACACAAGGGGUUGAACAAAGACUGACAUUUUCUUAGAUGCCCCCCCAUGUCCAAAGGAUUACGGAUCACUUCACUGCAAGAUGUCUGAGGUAGACUUGAUUGGUGGAUGGAAAGCUGCAUGGAAAUUAAGAACAUUGGUGUUACUCAGGCAUAUGUUCUGUGGAAUCUGUUGAGCAGCACCUUGGGCCGAAUCCUAACUUAAGUACAAUGCUCAACUCAAACAUUUGCAUAUGUCAUGCUUUGAAGUCAGUGGGAGUUUGAUCUAGAAGUUUGUGUUACCGAUACAAGCUUGUUAACCAAAUUAAGAUGCUGCUCAUUGUGCAGAGUGCUUAUCUAACUUCCCAAAUAAAUAUCUAAGCUCAGUUUUCAAGUACCAGUUGCCAUCAGUCAAAUUGCACCUCACUUUUCAGUGUAAGCACCUAUAUACUCUACAUAUUUUUGUACACAUAAGAGAUUAAAAUCAUUUUAUAGUAGAUACGUUAUGGAGAUGUAUGGCUCUUUGGUCUGGAGAGAAUGAAAUGUACAAUGCAUGCCAUUUAUACUUUCAAAGGCCUUUGUAGUCUCAAGGUGGUGUAAAAGACGUGUUUGGGUAGCUGAUGUGCCGCAAAUGUAUGCAUGUCUAGGGUUAGAAGAACUACUGACAUAACAAUCGGGAUGGAAACUGCUUUGGGACAGAUUUUAUAUGUACAUUUUGGGGGUUUUCCCCUUAGAAGAAAGGCUACUCUGUGGUUUGUUCAUUGUCAUUCUGAUUCAAACUGUCAGGAUCACCAAAAGUACUGGACCAGAGACACUUUAUAGUCUAGGAUUCAAUACUUUUCCCCCUGACCAUAAACACCAUACAUAUUUCCCUGUUACUUCCCAACAUGAACUACUGAAAAGAGAUGGCUUACGGAGAUCCAGUCACACUAACAGUGCUGAAGAAACAACAGGGCUGAUACUUUGGUGUGAAUUGAAUUGUAGAGGUAGCCUGAAAUUGACAUUUUAGGCACAAAACAGCAUCGUCCUUUUUGUUAUGGCAUUGGUGGAAUGCAGCUCGCUUGAACUUACAAUAAUACCUUUUAAGAUGUGGCAAUGCACACCAUGUGCCUUCUAAACAAGUUUAGGUAGCAAGAUCAUAUACAUGGUUCAUUUAAAAUCAUGGAAGUUGAUAUCCAGAGAGACACAGCUAUAUUGUGUGUUUUGUCAUCGUUGCUAUGAAAUGUAAUAUAUUUGCACAUUUCAUGUAAACUCUCUUUUAGAGAUUGUAUUCUGAAGACAAAUCUUUCAAAGUGUUGGACAUCUUUUGUGUGGUCUAUUUACCUCACUUUACUGUAAAAGUGUAGCGAAUGAUACAGUAUAUGAUGUCUGUAUGUAUCAGUGAGUGGAAAAGUCAGAAUGUAUCUGGUUUACAUGCAUAUGUAAAUAAAAGUAAUAUUGAGAA
Coregonus clupeaformis (lake whitefish) is the source of this 3365-nucleotide messenger RNA. Its product is annotated as vacuolar protein sorting-associated protein 4B. Gene Ontology annotation, biological process: endosomal transport; vacuole organization. Gene Ontology annotation, molecular function: ATP binding; ATP hydrolysis activity. NCBI's taxonomy places the organism in Eukaryota, Metazoa, Chordata, Actinopteri, Salmoniformes, Salmonidae. The coding region runs from base 219 to 1745 and encodes 508 amino acids. The record is from RefSeq and is a predicted model, not a curated record. The transcript has 13 exons.